AUGGCGCGUCGCCUCCGACGCCUUUGCCCCCUAGCCGUGGUGCUCGCAGCCUUGGCACCGGUGGCAUGGUUGGGGCCAGUGCCCAGUCGGCGGGUGUUGCGGGUGUCGCAGCGUGCUGCAGCUGACACGACACUCCCGAACCCAGGAGAGGCCGUGGGAAAGUGGUGGAAUGAGACAUACGAGUUCUGGGAUGCGCUAGAGAUCUGGAAUGCUCCGAGUUUACGAGAGGACAAGCGACCUGAGGCUGUCGAGCUCUCGCAAUUGCUGGAGCGAGUGAACGCUACAGCUCUCAAAGCGAAUGCUGAGACUGGUGAGGCAAAGACCCGCACCCGCCAGGAGUUGUCCGAUCUGCUGGAGCUCUUGCCCGGCGUCACCAUCGCAUACUACAGGAUGCGCUUCACCAGCGUCUUUGAUAAGGCGCCAGUGAAACGCGGACUCUCCAGUACCACUGUUUAUGCAAAUUUGGCUCUGCUGGCGGUUUUUGUGCGUGUGGUCGCACCGCGUUUGUUGGCUGCCGACAACCUGGACGAGUUUUUCGAGGCUGUGCAGCCUCUGGGGGUUCCUGAUCGUGCAUCCCUGAUGAGUAUACUUCAGUCAGUUGCUGCCUAUGAUACUGCCACGAAAAUCGGACUCUAUGUGCUGGCCUUCGUCGCCGAGAAGCUGUUCAUGCUUACCGAGUUUCUGCCCAUUCAAAUUGCGUUGAAAACGCUGGCUCCGAUUAUCUUCGGAGGCUUGGUGCAAGGUGCCCUCGCAUCUGCUGCAACGGAAACGUUGGCGGCCACCUCCAACUUCAUUAUCGGCCGGUCCUUCCUGGCGGACAGGCUACGGGGUUUCUCUGUCUUCGGCAGCGAGCCGGUGGGCAAGGCCUCGUGGUUCUACUCCUUGGAACGGGCUGCCAAGGACGACGGAGCUCGGCUCACAUUGCUGCUAAGACUGGCGCCGGUGCUGCCUUUGCCGUUUGACUCCUACUGGUACCUCUUGGGUGCCUUAGAUGUCGACCUCGGCGAUUUCGCGGCUGCCCACUUCAUUGGCUGUUUGAAGACGGCUUUUCUAGAUGCGUCCUUUGGCAUGCUGCUGCUGACUUCGGUGGGGAAUGAUGGCAGCGCGGUGCAGACACAGGCGCAGCAAAUCGUUCUGGUCGAGUCGAUUGCUUUUGCCGUUGUCGCCAUACUGGUGAGCACCGUAGCCACGAGGCUGAUCAACGAGCUCCUGGGUCUUGAGGAUGCCACAAUAGCGGAGUCCAAAGAUGAGUCCGCACGCCCCGUGGAUUAG
This is a messenger RNA of Symbiodinium necroappetens, 1272 nucleotides long. Lineage: Eukaryota; Dinophyceae; Suessiales; Symbiodiniaceae. The record is from the annotation of a GenBank genome assembly.